This is a messenger RNA of Rhizophagus irregularis DAOM 181602=DAOM 197198, 2774 nucleotides long. RefSeq lists its product as uncharacterized. Gene Ontology annotation, molecular function: protein tyrosine/threonine phosphatase activity; MAP kinase tyrosine/serine/threonine phosphatase activity; MAP kinase tyrosine phosphatase activity. Gene Ontology annotation, cellular component: cytoplasm. NCBI's taxonomy places the organism in Eukaryota, Fungi, Glomeromycota, Glomeromycetes, Glomerales, Glomeraceae. Gene Ontology annotation, biological process: protein dephosphorylation; negative regulation of MAPK cascade. The record is from RefSeq and is a predicted model, not a curated record.
AAAAAAUACGUAAUAAAUUAGAUAAUAAUAAUAUCAUAAUAAAAAAUUAUUAUGAAUUCAACUUCAACGAAACAGUCAACAACAAUAGGUUUAACACGUCAAACUUUUGAAAGUGAAGGUCCCUUAAAUACAAUGGAAAAAGGAGGUGGUUUUUUAGAUAACACUUUUAAACUUACAGGUUAUCGUAAAAGACGUUUAUCAAAAUUACCCGCUCCAGUUAUAAUUCCUACUCCUUCUAUUAUAAUUUCUCGUUCUCCUGUUAGUCCUUCAAAAUCUGAUUCAUAUUUAUUGGAACAACAACAACAACAACAACAAUCUCCUAAAGCUCCUCAAAGUCCAACAAAAAGAUUCGUUCUUAAACCAAUAUCUGCUUUAACUGCUGCUCUUCAACGUACUACAAUUACUGCUCGUAAAUCUUCUUCAAUGACUUUAUUAAAAUUUCAAAAAUCUCUUUCAAAUAAUAAUAAUCUUCAUCAUCAAAAAUCUUCUUCUCCUAAACUUUCCCCUUCUCCUCAAUCUCCAAAACCUCCAAAAUCUCCUAAAUUAUUAUAUAGAAAAGGUAGUAGUGGAUCAAUUCGUAAACGUUCUGAAAGUCCUACAAAUAAUUCUACUACUAAUGUGGUAGCUGCUGCUGCUGCCGCUGCUGCCGCCGCUGCUGCUGGUAGUAAUAAUACUAUUACUGUAUCUCAAUCUCCUACAAAUAAUUCAAAAAAUUCUUUUCGUUUUUGUAAAUCAAAACAAAAAUCUUUUACUUCUUGCAGAAAAGCUUUACCUAUUUCACCUUCUGAACUUGCUGAAAGGUUAAGAGAAUCUUGUUCUAAUAGUGCUAAAUUUGAAGAUGAAAAUUUCUCUUGUUAUUAUGAUGAAAAUAAUGGUAAUAUAAUUAAACCAUAUAGAUUACCAAAACCAAUUUUAAUAGAUGUUCGUAAUUUAUCUUUAUAUCAAAAUGAACAUAUUCGUGAUUCUUUUAAUGUCAAUCUACCUACUCUUUUAAUUAAAAGAUAUCGUCGUGGUAAUAUGAGUAAUUUUUCUUUGGAUUCUUUUAUAACAACUCCUGAAUGUAAGGAUAAAUAUUUAGAUACAAUAAAUGAGGAUGGUGGUAAAUAUUAUCAUGAUAUAAUAAUUUUUGAUGAAAUGAUGGAUGAAAACGAUAAAAUAAGUCCAAGUUGGACCUUAUUAAACGUUUUAGAAAGGGUUAUGUCAAGUUAUUAUGCAAAUAAUUCAAAUGAUAGUAUUGAUGAAAUAAAUGAAUUACCUAGGGGUAGAGUUUAUUGGCUUAAAGGAGGUUUUGAAGCUUUUAGAUCAUGGGAUCAAAGAGGUGAAUUUAUUGUUAAUGAUAUAGGUUCAAUGUCUGAUGAAAAAAAUGAUGAUAGUACUUUAAUGGAAUAUGAAGGUCAAGAACAAGGUUCAAAUUUAGUUCGUAGAGAUUCUUUAUUUUCUGUAAAUACUGAGAGAAGUUCUCUUAGACGUAAGAAAAGUGUAAAACAACCUAGUUUAGAAAUAAAUACACAACAUUAUCAACCACCACCACCACCAUAUCAACAACAAAAACAAUCACCACCUCAAUUACAAUUGCAACCACCAACUCCGUUAGAAACUUGUGGAACAAAGCAGGCUGAAAUUCCACGUGGGCGUCGUCCUUCAAAUGGAUUACAACAGAUAUUAACACCAACUUGUAAACUUGGAGAAACCUUGCCAUUUUAUCCAACUGCAUCAUAUGGAGUACACGACUUUUCUGAUGAUUCUUCACUUGAUACUCCACCUCCUGUAACACAUCCUGAGAUUGCAUUUGAAGUUUCAACUAUAAUUCCUGGAUUUUUAUACCUUGGACCCGAAAUUACAAAAGAGGAUGAAGUUAAACAACUUGAAGAUAAAGGUGUAAAGAGGAUUUUAAAUAUGGCUUUUGAAUGUGAAGAUUCUUUAAAAUUAAAAGAAAAAUUCGAUCGUUACUUAAAGUUAAAUAUUAAAGAUUCUAUUGAAGAAGAUGUUGAAAAAGGUUUAAAAAUCGCUGUAAACUUUAUUGAACGUGCACAAGAAGAUAAUACACCAAUAUACGUUCAUUGUAGAGCAGGAAAAUCACGAUCAGUAACAGCAGUUUUAGCAUAUUUAAUUAAAGCGCGUCAAUGGACGUUAAGACACUCAUAUGAUUAUGUAAUGGAACGUAGAAAUAAUAUUAGUCCAAAUAUUGGAUUUGUUGCAGAAUUAAUGAGAAUAGAGGAAGAUGUACUUGGAUUUAAAAGAAGUGGUGGUCCAAAUAGUGGCGCAGUCACCGAACCCAUUUCCAGGAAAAAAGAGGAGAUGAUGGAUAUGGAAGGUGUUGAACCAUUAGGCAGAUCACCCAAAACCGCAUUUUUUUAGAAAAAAAAAUAGAUAAAUAAAUAAGAUUUUUAAGAUGUUGAUUGAAAUCACAUCAUGAAAAAUCAUAUCUUUUUUUUUAUGAAAUCAAAAUCAAAAAUCAAUCAAAAUCAAAAUCAAAAUCUUUCUCACGACACGACUCACAUAAAUCGUUAAGAGUUACAUUAAUUUAAUAUUACCUUUUUAUUAUUUAUAAUUUAUCAAAAAAAAAUUUUUCUUAGUAAAAAUUUACUUGUAAUAUACUUUUUUUUUCUUAUUUUAUUUUAAAAGAGACGAAUUUUUUGAAUUCGCAUUAUUCUAGUUUAGAAAUAAUUAUAUAAUAAUUUAAAAGAUUUGAUCCAACACUCACUUGAACAAAAAAAUUCUUUUAUUUUUUUCUCUUUUUAUUUUUCUUUAAUAUAAAUAUUUUUUUUUUUCAU